Dufourea novaeangliae is the source of this 1610-nucleotide messenger RNA. RefSeq names its product mitochondrial uncoupling protein 2-like. Gene Ontology annotation, molecular function: oxidative phosphorylation uncoupler activity. Gene Ontology annotation, biological process: response to cold; mitochondrial transmembrane transport; mitochondrial transport. The transcript has 5 exons. The record is from RefSeq and is a predicted model, not a curated record. NCBI's taxonomy places the organism in Eukaryota, Metazoa, Arthropoda, Insecta, Hymenoptera, Halictidae. Gene Ontology annotation, cellular component: mitochondrial membrane. Bases 442 to 1395 code for a protein of 317 amino acids.
ACAGAAGAAUAGUAUGUAUAAAGUACUUCACAAUCAAGACAUUAAACACGAGUGCUCGCGGUCGGGGGGACUGCAUGCGUAUCCUGAUCACUUCAGGGAACCUAAAAAGCUCCACCUCUAAAUCAACCGUCUGCUAAAUGAUCAUCUAAAGGUUCCUGUCCUCUGGUAGGACACUGUAUAUAGUGUACAUAUCGCUUUUCUAACAAAAGGAUCUCGCUCGGACAAGCUGGAGCAAACCCGGGGGAUCGUACAGUCACGCGGGGAUAUUUAAAAAAGGAGUCGAGAAAUACGAAAAGUUUGCACUAUUUCUCCCCUAUCCCCCUCCCCCCACACGCAUCCAGACACACGCACCACCUAGAAGCACGUAUCAAAAGCAGUUCAACCGAACGCGAUAAGCGAGAGAGAGAGAAGAAAAGAAAGGGAAAAAAGAGAUUGAGCACGAUGAAGCAACAGGCCCAGGACGAUUUCCCCCUUUGGGUGAAGUUUCUCACUGCGGGCACCGCGGCCUGCAUCGCUGAUUUGGCGACGUUUCCAUUGGACACGGCGAAAGUCAGAAUGCAGAUUGCCGGUGAAAGCCGCCCUCUUCUGUUCGCAUCGGCGGACGGCUCGAUGCUCGCAAUGAAACAAAAUCAGCCGGGGUUAUGGAAGACAGUAGGGAACAUCGUCAGACUCGAAGGAGCAAGGAGCCUGUACGGAGGUCUGUCCGCGGGACUCCAGAGACAGAUGUGUUUCGCCAGCAUACGGUUGGGCCUCUACGACGGGGUGAAGUCACGCUACGCUGGAAUCAUCGACGCAGGUAAUAAAGGGAGCGGAGCGAAGAGUGUCUCCGUAAGGAUCGCCGCUGGAAUCACGACAGGAGCGCUGGCGGUGCUCCUUGCUCAGCCGACCGAUGUCGUCAAGGUGCGCCUACAGGCCAGUGGUAAAGGAGGAACAUCGGUGAGAUACAGCUCGACCCUCCAGGCGUACAAGAAUAUCGCUGCCGAGGAAGGGACACGAGGUCUUUGGAAAGGAACGAUUCCGAACAUCUCGAGGAACGCGAUCGUGAACGUGGCGGAGAUCGUUUGCUACGACAUCAUCAAGGACUUCAUCCUGGAGUCCGGCUAUCUUCGGGACGGUAUACCAUGCCACUUGAGCGCCGCCGUGGCGGCUGGACUGUGCACCACAUUGGCCGCAAGUCCCGUGGACGUGGUGAAGACGCGUUACAUGAACAGCCCCACCGGCGAGUACAAAGGUGUGAAGGAUUGCGCCGUUCGUAUGUUCAGGAAGGAAGGUCCCGCCGCUUUCUACAAAGGCUUCGUGCCGAGCUUCACUCGCCUGGUGUCCUGGAACAUCGUUCUAUGGAUCACCUACGAGCAGUUCAAGAUCUACGCGAGAAAUAUGAACGACCGCCAGUGAAUCCCCUACUCCGUUGGAUUGCACCUCCGUCGAUCGUACGACGCACCUGUCGAUUCACGCGCGUACAACCGUAUAUCCAACACAACCGCAGCUUCGUGAUCUGUACUUGAAUCGUGUAGCUUAGGGAUGGGAGAAUGUCCAAGUAUUACUUAGAUAUUUCGUCGUUCGCGAUAGAACCUCUCUAGCCUGCCGUCGUUUGCUGAUUCGAUCGAACC